UCUGCCAUGCCAAGGGGUUGAGUUUAACCUUUGCUGAUAAGCUGUUAUCAGCCACCAGUUAGAAUAACAAACCCUCCCACCGUGCUGACUCGGAGCAGGAACUUCCCAAGGCUCCAGGCUCUGGGAAGGGUACAGAAUCAGCCUUAACCCAGGCAGAGCCAGCAGCCUGGGGACAAAGUUUGCUCCCUGAUGAAACCAGCCACACCUGCUACUUCCAGACUGUCUCUGCAGCCUUCCCUAGAGAAGAAUUCAGUGCUGGACUCUCCUAAGCAUUGCUGGUGGUGCAGCUGCAGGGCACAGCCUGGUUGGCCUGGCUGGAAGAGGAGGCACAUGUGCAGCGAGCCAGGAGGACAUGGGCUGUCGGUGCAGCUGGGAGCAUGAUCAGGUCCUGGCUCCGUGUGUCACCUCUGAACCGUGCCGUGCCAGCUCCCUAAGCACCAGCCCUGCCCAUCUCCUUGAUGCACACCCACGGCAUCAUGGCCAGCACUCAGGAGCACCCGGCCUUGUCUUCCUCGCCCAGCUCCAUCGGCAAACCCUGCUGUGAAGACAAGGACUUGAGCAGGUUCCACGAUGAGCAGGCAGCUGCCGGCAGCCAGCCGUGCCCCGAGCUCAUCGAGGAGGUGCGGGAGAGGGGCUCGCUGCAGGCGGUGCCCGCCGGCAGCCCGGAGCCGGCCGGCAGCCCGGAGCCCGCCGGCAGCCCGGUGACCGCGGCCGUGCUGAGCAGCAUCAGCGAGGACUGCCGGGAGCAGUUCGCCAACAGCGUGCUGCAGCUGCGGGAGCACGACGAGCCCGAGGCCGCCGGACCGCCCGGGCCCCGCGGCGCCGGCGAGGGCGACGGCGGCGGCGCGGAGGACGUGAAGGUGCAGUUCAACAGGGCGGGCGGCGGCGGCGGCUUCCUGGAGGGGCUGUUCGGCUGCCUGCGGCCCGUCUGGAACAUCAUCGGCAAGGCUUACUCCACCGACUACAAGCUGCAGCAGCAAGACACCUGGGAGGUGCCGUUCGAGGAGAUCUCAGAGCUGCAGUGGCUGGGCAGCGGGGCACAGGGAGCUGUCUUCCUGGGCAAGUUCCGGGCAGAGGAGGUGGCCAUCAAGAAAGUGAGAGACCAGAACGAGACAGACAUCAAGCACCUGCGGAAGCUCAAGCACCCCAACAUCAUUGCCUUCAAGGGAGUCUGCACUCAGGCCCCGUGCUACUGCAUCAUCAUGGAGUACUGCGCCCACGGGCAGCUCUACGAGGUGCUGCGCGCCGGCCGCAAGGUCACCCCCCGGCUGCUCGUGGACUGGUCCACAGGCAUUGCGAGUGGGAUGAAUUACCUGCACCUGCACAAGAUCAUCCAUCGGGACCUCAAGUCACCAAAUGUUCUAGUCACGCACACAGACGCAGUGAAAAUCUCGGAUUUUGGCACCUCCAAGGAGCUCAGCGACAAGAGCACCAAGAUGUCCUUCGCGGGGACUGUGGCCUGGAUGGCCCCGGAGGUGAUCCGCAACGAGCCUGUCUCCGAGAAGGUGGACAUCUGGUCGUUUGGGGUAGUUCUGUGGGAGCUGCUUACAGGAGAGAUUCCCUACAAGGAUGUGGACUCUUCAGCCAUCAUCUGGGGAGUGGGCAGUAACAGCCUGCACCUUCCUGUCCCUUCCACCUGCCCAGAUGGCUUCAAAAUCCUCAUGAAGCAGACCUGGCAGAGCAAGCCCCGGAACCGUCCCUCCUUCCGGCAGACGCUGAUGCACCUGGACAUCGCCUCGGCGGACGUGCUGGCUACCCCCCAGGAAACCUACUUCAAAUCCCAGGCUGAGUGGAGAGAAGAAGUGAAGAAACACUUUGAGAAGAUCAAGAGCGAAGGGACCUGCAUCCACCGGCUGGACGAGGAACUGAUUCGGCGUCGCAGGGAGGAGCUGAGACACGCGCUGGACAUCCGCGAGCACUACGAGAGGAAGCUGGAGAGAGCCAACAACCUCUACAUGGAGCUCAGUGCCAUCAUGCUGCAGCUGGAGGUCCGGGAGAAGGAGCUCAUCAAGAGGGAACAAGCAGUGGAAAAGAAAUACCCUGGGACUUACAAACGCCACCCAGUCAGACCAAUCAUCCACCCCAACACCGUGGAGAAGCUGAUGAAGAGGAAGGGAGUCCCCCACAAAGCAGGCAGCCAGACUAAGCGGCCGGACCUGCUGCGGUCAGAGGGCAUCCCCAGCGCGGAGCCAGCGUCCAACGGCUCUCCGGUCUCGGGCAGCCCCAAGAUGUCGACGCUGAGCGGCAAGAGCCGGUACCGGUGCAAGCCUCGCCACCGCCGCGGCAACAGCAAGGGCAGCUCCAGCGACUUCCCAGGCAUCCUGCGGCCGCAGCCCGCGCAGGACGAAGCGGCUCCGGCUGCUCCUCCUCCCCACCUCUCGCACCACCCGCAGCAGCCGGGCCACGGGCAGGACAUCGCCAGCUGCGCCAACAACCUGCGGUACUUCGGCCCCGCGGCCGCGCUGCGCAGCCCGCUCAGCACCCACGCCCAGCGCCGCAUGGCCGGAUCCAGCCCCGACCUCAUCUCGGCCGCGGUGCAGGCCGACUGCCGCCGGAGCCUGCAGAGCCCGCGGGGCACGGCCGAGCGCUGGCAGUGCUGCCAGGCAGACCCCUACGGCUCCUGCCUGCAGUGCGGGGAGGAGGACCUCGGGCAGGGGCAGCCGGCGGGCACAGCGCCCAGCCGCGGGCAGUCGCCGGCGCCCCCUGCCCCGUACGAGAGCGCAGAGCGCAUGGAGAGGGGCGAGGGGCAGGACUUGUGCGGCUGCGAGCCAGCCGCUGCCAUAGGCACGCCCCAGCACCUGGCUGCUUCAGUGCUACCCUGCAAGGCAAGACCCCUUCAAAAGAGUGGUGAUGACUCUUCAGAAGAGGAGGAGGGUGAAGUGGACAGUGAAGUGGAGUUUCCUCGCAGGCAAAGACCUCACCGCUGCAUCAGCAGCUGCCAGUCCUACUCCACCUUCAGCUCGGAGAACUUCUCCGUGUCGGAUGGAGAGGAGGGGAACACGAGCGACCACUCCAACAGCCCUGACGAGCUGGCCACCAGGCUGGAGGACGAGCUGGCCACCAAGCUGGAGGAUGAGCUGGCUGAGAAGCUGGAGGACAUGCUGUCCCAGACCCCCGAGAUCCCCAUCGAGAUCUCCACGCAGUCCGACGGGCUGUCCGACAAGGAGUGCGCCGUGCGCAGGGUCAAGACUCAGAUGUCUCUGGGCAAGCUCUGUGCAGAGGAGCACAGCUGUGAGCCCCCAGGCCAGUUUGCAGACUCAGACUGUGACUCUUCUGAAGGGGAGUGUUCCGAUGCCACCGUCAGGACCAACAAGCCCUGCAGCUCUGCUACUUGGUAACACAGAUCUCCCUCAAGGCUUCCUGGUACUGGCAUUUCGAUUUCCCUGAGGUUCCACUGCAUUCCCCCUCGUCACCCUUUGCAGGAGGAGCAGCUGCUUCUCCUCCCCACCCCAGGAGUGAUUUGCAAUAACCUGAAUCUCUGGAAAAUGUCCAAAUGGAAUUAAUUCUCUUGGAGCAUUUCAAUCAAGAAUGGCAGGGAUGUAUUUUAUUGAAUAAUCUAGCUACUGUAACAUGGAUAUUUAUUUUUUUGACAUUUUAACACUUUUUACUGUAAAGAGUGGAUUGUAUUUAUAGACACACAGACCUAUUGCAAAAAACCAGACAGAGCUCAGCAAGCACACGGCAGGGGGACGUCCUGGCAGGCACGGGGGGAUGCUCUUGCUGCUGCCACGGGGGACCAGGCCUCAUGGCCCUGAAGGCUGGAGAACAGAUGGAGCAAACUGAAGCACUCAGCCCCACAAGCAAGCAGGCAGGAGAAGAGCCCUCCCCAGGGGGAGCUGUGACCCCAGCGAGCCCAGCAGCGCCCGGCCGGGGCCUUCUGACCCGCGGCUGGGGACGUUCCUGGAGACAGCUGCUGCCGAGGUGCUACCCUCCAGGGGCUCCUGCCCCGAGGCACCCCCAGGAAUGGAACAGUGGGGCUUCUUUUAAGGAGUUUUCGUUCCUUUUUAUUUAUUUUUUUUUAAUCAGCAGUUUGUUGUGAGGUCCUGAGCUGCAGUCUAACCUCGUCCUCUCCAGACUGGUCCCAGAGCACUUCCUAGCACCCUCCUGGCUUCCCUCGGGCAGUGCUGACCUCCAGUCGAGCAGGAAAACCCUGCAGCUGCAGUGUGCCAUUUCCCAGUCCACUUCCUCCUCUUACCUCCUGUCUGCUUCAGCCGCCCUAGGAGAUCGAUCAGACCGGCGCUGGGAAGCCAGGGGCGAGGCGCGGGCAGCGCAGCUGCGGACCCCAGCCCCCUCCUGGCUGUGCCUGGGCUGGGCUUGGAGAAGCAGCCCCUGGGUGACCAGCAGAGCUCCGUCCCGAGGGGGCAGACCGGAGACGAGCCCAGCCCUGCUCUGUCUCCUUCGCUGCCGGUCUGGAAGCACUCCGGCCGGCCGCCCUUCUGUCAGGCUCUGUGCAGAGCAGGCUGCACCGGGGUCUGCUGGCGGCUGCGGCGCAGCCGUGGCUCGGCUGUGCCCCGAGGCCUCGCUUCUCCCCCCAGCUGGAGCCCUGCAGGUGGAGGUGAGGAUGGAGCCGAGGAGAAGCUGUUUUCUGGUAGAACUCAUAGUGCCUUCCCUUCAACACUACUCUUCUGAGUCACUAUUUAAAGAGAACAAAACCAUAGAGCACGAGUCCCCCUCCCCUGCCCCCCUGCAGCAGCUUCCCCUCUGCCCUUCCCGGUGUGCUGUGCCGUGCCAGGGGGGCACAGGGCUGCUCUGCUGGGUGCAGCAGCCUGGGAUGGAGGGCAGCCACAGACCAUGGCCAGGUACUUCUGUUGCUGUUUGUUUACAUUUUGUGUUACAAGGUUGGUUUGGGUUUACCUGUGGUAAUUUAUAGCCUGAUGGCACAAUGAAGGAAAAUGUCUUACUUAUGCAGAGAGCAGUAUUGUACCACUUAAAUUAUCCCAGAUUUUUAACUUCCUGUAGCUGGACUACAACAGAUCCUAAGUUAUGAUGUUAUUUUAUUAUUUAUUAUCAUUUCUGUAGAUCAGAAGGUUGGCUUCCCUGCCAGCACAGCUGGAACCUCUUUGUGUGACCUGCUCCCUGGGGUGGCUGGGAGCAGAGCUGCUGCCUCUGGUGAUUUCCAAGGGUGCUGUCAUACUGGGGCAGAGAAGCAGAGGCUGGCCCAAGGAUGGACAAAGGCAGCCCCCCCAGGCCCUGUGGCACUGCUCCUGGCCCAUGCUGCAAGGUGCUCCUGUUGCUGGCAGUUGGCAGCCCCUGAGCUGGUGGGGAGUGGUGCUGAGGGAGCGAGAGGCUUCUGAACCCAUCACAAAGUGAGGAACCCUCACAGGUCCCCUGGCAGGAGCAUCCAGAAGGACAGGCACUGAGGAGGGCAGCAGGCACCAGAGCAGGAGUGGCCAGCAGUGGAUCUCCAUGGUGGAUCUCCAUGGUGGAUCACCUGUGCAGAACCUAACAGGCUGCUGGAGGGAAGGGCUCACCCCUGCCUGCAGCAGCAAUAAUCGGCUCUGGGUGGAGGCAGCAAACGCAGAGGGGAGCAAAGCUCUGCUCUGGUUUGUUCCUUGUUUCCUCUUCCCAUCUCCCAGUUCUCCUCCCAGAUGCUCUCUGUCUCUUGGCCAGCAACAGGAGGAGGUGGCAGGGCCAUGGCUGCCUGCUGUGGUGUGGAGGAGGAGACACAGGUCAGGGGACUUGGUGGGGGG
Dryobates pubescens (Downy woodpecker) is the source of this 5690-nucleotide messenger RNA. It is a transcript of the gene MAP3K13, whose product is annotated as mitogen-activated protein kinase kinase kinase 13. Gene Ontology annotation, molecular function: ATP binding; JUN kinase kinase kinase activity. The transcript has 15 exons. Lineage: Eukaryota; Metazoa; Chordata; Aves; Piciformes; Picidae. The record is from RefSeq and is a predicted model, not a curated record. Gene Ontology annotation, biological process: JNK cascade; protein autophosphorylation. Bases 459 to 3338 code for a protein of 959 amino acids.